UAAAGUAUUAUAAUGGUGUGAAUGCUUCGUUAAUCAAAGGUUUGACAACUUUAAAUCAACAACUGCACAACUCAUUUUUGCUUUGAGUACUGUUUGGAUGAUUUGAUCAAUUUUGAAAAUGGAAUAAAACAAUGUUAUGUUUUAGCAGUUUUUUUUCCAAGUAUGCUAUGAUGGAAUUAUAAAAUAUAUCAUUCGUCUCUUCAAAAUAUGAAUUAAUAAUGUUAACUAAACAAAUUUAAAAGCAAAUUGGUCGCUUGGCUCUUUCCCCCGCAUGAGGGGGCUCUUCUAUGUUAAAAAGGAAACUGGUCACUCAAGAAACCGUCUAUCUUCUCUGGAGGGAGAGGAAUAACACGUUACACCAUGUGUUUCUCAACCUCGCGAUACAAACUUUAGUCACAUUGACAGGCUCAUCCGGGACAUCUUUUUGGCACAAAGGUUCAAUAAAGAAAGUGCCAAUCUCCUUUCAGUCUGGUAACAUGUAGCUUAUCCAAGUUUCUCAUACUGAUUUUCACGUUUAGAUUCCCCUCAGAUGUUUAUUAUAUUUUGGCCAGCGUAGCUCUCUGCCCCCAACUUGUAGUACUUCUCAUUUCUCAUGUUUGAUGAACCCUUGCAGCUAUGAAGAAUCAAACCAAAGUUUGGUUACGCAUUAUCAUUCGAUCUAAAUCAUAGACAUGAGGAGAUGUAAAGAUUUUUAAACAAAAACCUGGUGAUGGUAUCUAGUAACAGCAGCCCAUAAUCUAUUUAACUGAGAAAGGACUUCUGUGAGAUACGAUUGUACAAAGAGAGAAGCCUUCUUUCCAUCCCAAUGAACAUCAAAUACUUCUUGAACCUUGGGCAGAUGUUUGCAUCGGAUGUAACUCAUAAGCUAAUUAGAGAUAUACAUAAUGAGAGACUUAUAAGAUUGAUUAAGCUACGGUUAAAGCUUUUAGAUUUUAAGUACAACCACUGAAUUUAUCUUCAAGGUGCAGUAAGGACAAACAAAAUAAUCAACUUUGGUGCUGAGAAUAUACACACUACUUAGUCACAACUCCCAAAAACCAAUUGCAUUGAACAACAAACUUAAAAGCAAAAACUAAAGAUCUGUUCAAGAUGCUAAACCUGAAUCUAUUGAUCCGUAAUUACUUCGGUGAUCUAAAACUAAUUAGAAAAGCUAAAGACCAUUAGUUCAUGAAGCAUUUUGUCAGAGUAAUAAUAUGAAAACUCAUUUACAUACAAACCAUAUUAGAAUCAAACAUAUCACGUUUGCUACCACAUUAGCAAAAAGACCUCAAAUCCAGACAAAAGUGUAACUUAAGUUUUAUAAACUAUUUGGUGCUUAGUACCUAACAACAAAUUAUAUGGUUAAGCCCGGAUGAUCAACACAAACUUUCUCUCUAUAUAAAUUAUAAAUUAUAUACCAUAAAGGAAACGAAGAUGAUUAUGAGUUUUAUGAACAUAAUACCUUAGCAUCGAUGAGAAGCAUGUCAACACCCAUCAGCUCCCAACCGCGUUUGACGUUCGGAGUUUACCAAAAUCUUAGCAGUCGCACCUGACGGUGGAAGAACAGCGUUCACCUUUCAAAUCCACGAGAAGAAUGGAUGAGUUAGCCAUUAAACUGAAAAUUAGCAUCGACUGGUUUUAGGAAUUGUGAGGAUGAUUUUCAUGAGAGAGGCGGACUGACCAUUUUAUAGGUGGAUGAACACCGACAGGAAUAGAAGUAAGAAGCAUUGAAUGAUUGGUAGUGCUUGUUGUGGGUUGAAGGAAUAAAGAUGGUUCGUAAUGGUGAUGAAUGGAUGAAUUCGUACACAUUAAGGGUCCAAUUAAGGAAAUUUUGAUUUAAUUUGGGCUUCAUAUAAGGCAUAAAGUCCAUCCAAACUCGAUCAAACCAUUGAGCUAUGCACUUUGGAUCUCCUCUCCUUCAUCUCAUCAUAUGCUUUGCUCUAUCGUCUUCUCUCGCCAAUUUCCUAGCCGCUGCUGCAAGUGUUGCUCAUGUUUUUUUUUGCUGAUUAUGUUCAUUGCUUCUGACGAUCGCGGCGUGUGACAUUUAGGACUAUCAUGAUUUAUUAAUUAACUUCCUAUUGUGAAAAAUACAAAAGUCGUGACUCUAUUUUAUGCAAACUACUUAUUUUUUUGUAACUAAAAUACUAAUCUCUAUUCACAAACAUACUCUCUCUGUUCCUAAGUAUAAGAUUUUUUAGGUAAAACACACUUAUUAAGAAAAUUAUUUUUUUACUGAUUACCUUCUAUUUUAUUUAUUACUUUGACAAAUUUUAUUUAUAUUAAUAAGAUGUCUUAAAUGAGAAAAUUGACCAUUUUUAUUAACUACUUUGACCAAUUAAUCUUAAGUUUUGUUAAUGAAAUUUCCUAAAUAACAAAUUUGACCAUUGUUAUUUUAUUAGUAAGAUAUCCCAAAAUGAUAAAGCUGACCACUUUUUGGAAAUAAAUUUAUUUUUUGAACCAAUAAAACAAAUAACACUUUUCAAAAAUUAAUAACUAAGCAAUAAAAUAAACUUCCGCGUAAAUUUUUGGUAAAAACAUAUCUAAGUUAAUACUGAAAUAAUUUCACAUAAAUGCCCAAUUUUAAAAACGAGACUAAGAUGGUAAAGUAAUAAAAUAGAUACCCCCAUUAAAGUCCUCACAGAUAGUUAAGCAAUGAAAUAAAUCUAGCUCUAAGUUAGUAUAUAUAUGUACAUAUCUAACCUCUUUGGAAAACCCAAAAGUUAAGAAGGUGUGUGAAUAUAAAUACUACGUUCUAUCAUAUUUACAAAACAACAAUAUAUCUUAUUAAUUGUCUCUGUUCUCCUAUUCUCGCAGGGAGAAGAAAGAAAGAUGGUGUCGCGUCGGAGGUUUGCUCAGGUGUCCCCGAGUAACGACGAAGAGGACUUUGUAGCGGAGAUGAGGUCUCAGGGACAGAACUCAAGGAGACCUGAGGAAACAAUGGAGGGAAGGAAGAGGAAGCGUAGGAAUGUAAUCCUGUACGAAGAGUCUGAUGAGGAAGAGAAGGAGACAGAGAGAAAGAGAAAAAAAGAUGACGAGGAAACGCCACCGAAGGAAGUGAAGCCCGAUGUCGUGAAACCGGUUGGUGAGCCGGUUAAAAUUACGGGUAGAGGAAAUGGGAGAAGAACCCAUUACAGGCAGUUAGAGUGCAACGGUAAAAGAUACGAGCUGGAGGAAUCGGUGAUGAUGAAUCCAGAAGGCAAUAUUCUAAAUCCUUAUAUUGCCAUUAUCAAGGAUAUUACCCAAAAACAAGAUGGAAGAAUGAUGAUUCUGGGGCAGUGGUUUUAUCGUCAAGAAGAAGCAAAGAAAAAAGGUGGUGGACACUGGGAAGCAAAUGGUACACGAGAGCUGUUCUACAGUUUCCAUCGUGAUGAGGUCCCCGCAGAAUCUGUGAUGCAUAGAUGCCCGGUGAAUUUUGUUCCACCUCAUAAGAAACUUCCAAAAAAAAAAGGUUUUAUCGUGCGAAAGGUGUAUGAUACUGAUGAUAUGGAGCUGCGGGAGUUGACUGAUAAGGUCUAUGAAGAUGCAAGACAACAUGAAAUCGACCUCUUUGUGGAAAAGUCUGUGUUGCGAUUGGGUGAUCUUCCUGACCUUGAAACUGAGGAAGAUGUAGAGAAGGCUAAAGGAUCUUUUCAGAAAGUAAACAUAACUCCUGUUGACGUUAGAAAGGAGGAAGUUACCUUUCCUAGCUCAUCAGAGUAUCAUUCUAUCUUACAAAAGUUUGAUUCACUAACACAUGACGCUCAUCGUAACAAGUGUUUGGCGAAGCUUCUGGAAGCAGUCCGGAACAUAUGCUCUAACGCUGGUGAUGAAGCAAAUGUGAGUUCAGAUGUAUUAAAGGAUGAGAGUUUUAUCUGGCCAGAUGCUGCUGUUCAUCCCGUGUGUGCCCUUGAGAUGGCUUUAAAUGUUUCUCUUGCAUCAGAUCAUUCUAAAUACAAUCAGAGGAUAAGGUCACUGGUAUUCAAUCUCAAGAACACUGCACUCCUGGCUAGACGACUGCUCAAUGGCCAGUUAGAACCUGAAAAGAUUUUGAACAUGUCACCCUCUGAGUUAAAGGAGGGUCUAACUAAUGAGGAAACAGAAAAGAAUGAGCCUGAUGAUGCGGAACGAAUGCAGAUGACUGAUGUAAGAUGCUUGAGAUGCAGUCAAAUUAAAGUUUGUCUGAGGGAUAUCUUUCAAACUGGGCAUGGAGAUCGCUAUCAGCUGGAGUGUAUUGCCUGUGGAAAUUCCUGGUACGCCUCAAGGGAUGAGAUAUCAAUUCUUGAUGUAGACACUGAACAACCUGCCCGAGGUAGAUGCAGUGAGGCCAUUGAGAAGAAUUUAACCAGUCCUCGUGAAGCUGAGAAGAAAGUGACAGAACAUUCCUUGAAGACAACCAAUGAAUCAAAUGCAGACAACAAUCCUGAAGCCACCAAGAAACCUGAGUGAAGAAAGUAUAUUUACGGUUUAAUACCUUCAACCUUAUUUUUAGGGUGUUGGCUAUGAAAUCGGACUUGGUUAGUCGUGUAAAGCUUAUUUCUGAAAAUAAUUGUAAGACUUUGAUUAUGGGGAUAUAUCAGUUGUCAAUGGAUUUUUAUUUCA
Molecule: messenger RNA, 4557 nt
Organism: Brassica napus (rape)
Lineage: Eukaryota; Viridiplantae; Streptophyta; Magnoliopsida; Brassicales; Brassicaceae
Exons: 8
Coding region: 2809-4404 (531 amino acids)
Biological process (GO): DNA-templated transcription
Molecular function (GO): chromatin binding
Source: RefSeq, a predicted model, not a curated record